Medioppia subpectinata is the source of this 427-nucleotide messenger RNA. The record is from the annotation of a GenBank genome assembly. Lineage: Eukaryota; Metazoa; Arthropoda; Arachnida; Sarcoptiformes; Oppiidae.
GAAGAGUGUUUUAAUGACUGAAUUAAAGGCCUGAAGAGUGUCUUAAACGGAUGGGAUGUCUGUCUAUCGGUUGAGAUCAUCAGUUUUGGUGACCAAACAUUUGAGACAAUGUUUAUCAUUGAGUUCACGGCUGAAGUCGAGCAAAGUUCGCGUCCGUUUCGGUCCUUCGCCGACGGGUUUCAUACAUUUGGGAGGUUUGAGGACUGCUUUCUAUAACUACUUGUUUGCCAAACAAUUGAACGGAGCGUUCAUUCUUCGCAUCGAAGACACGGAUCAAGAAAGAGUAGUUCCCGGCUCUCAACAAAACCUUGAGGAUAUGUUGAACUGGACGGGACUCACGCCCGAUGAGGGACCCACUGUUGGCGGACAAUACGGCCCUUAUAUACAGGUUUGCCAUUCAAAUGAUGGUCGAUAUGAAGUGAUUUAA